AAAGAACAUCGUGCGGUGGCUCUGCGACGAGCUUUGAGACGACGCGGCCUUGAGGCGGCCGCGACGCGCAAGGACGGUGAUGACGGUGGAGCAGCAGCUGCUUUGUGGGCUGCGUUUCUACGCCACUGGAAGCUACCAGGGGCAAGUGGUCAGCGACCGGCACCUCGCUGUCCACAAGACCACCCUCAGCGCAUGUGUCCGCGCCGUGGCUACGGCCAUCGUGUGCCGCCUCGGUCCCCGGUGGAUCGCCUUCCCCGAGACCGCGGAGGAACGGGCGGGGACGCAAGAAGCCUUUCUUCGUCGCGGUUUCUUGCCCGGAGUCGUCGGGUGCGUCGACGGCACCUUCAUCGCAAUAAAGGGGCCCUCCAAGUACGACCCUACCGUGACGAAGCCGGUGCAGAAAUUUGUACUACGCCCUGAACGUCAUGCUGGAUGCCCGGCUCAGCUCACGACUUAUAUGUGUGGAGGCGUUCGUGGAUGCGCCAGGAGUGCGUCGUUGGUCAUCUUGUCAGGCACAAUGAGAACCUGCUUGGCGACAGUGGGUGCCUCCUGGCUGAUGACCCCUGUGCCAGGGCGGCCAGCACUUGGCACACCGGCUGGGCAAUACAAUCAGGCCCACGCCUCCAUGAGGGCAGUCGUGGAGCGCUGCAUCGGAUUGCUGAACAGCAGGUUCCGGUGCUUGCACAGGCACCGGACCAUUUACCAUCAUCCGAAGAUCGCUGGCACGAUCGUGGCAGCCUGUGCGGUGCUCCACAGUAUCUGCCUCUGCUCAGGAAAGGCCGAGCCAGAGCCCUAGUCAUACUCAAACAGCAGUUCUGACGAGGACGACGACGAAGAAGAAAGUGCCGACGCGGCUCUCGAGCGGAUAGGCCUCCAGUCGAGGCGUCCCUACAGUCAGGGCAAUGCUGCGCGGGACCGCCUUUGCUUCUGCCGAGCAUAACCCACCUGCAACGCGUCCGUGACCGACUGCGUCGCAUCCGUCGUCGCCGCCAGCACCGUUGAUGCACCGCCACUCGUCGCCGGGGCCACUCUGAAUUGUGCGUGCGUGGUUUGUACAGUAGGGUGGAUGUUGUGCCGAAGCCAUUUUGGACUUUGUGUGCGCAUGUGUACAGUGAUGUGGAUGUGCUCGAGUCAUCUUGUACUAUCUUUGCGGAUGUGUACAGUGCGGUGGGUGUUAUGCCGGAGCUAUUUUGGACUCUGUGUCUGUGUGCUGUGCCGGAGCUAUUUGGGACUCUGUGUCUGCGCAAUGUGCUGUGGAUGCGCCGGUGCCAUUUUGGAGUCUGUGUUAGUGUGUGCAGUGCUGUGGAUGUUGUGCCGGAAAGAGCCAGUUUGGACUCUGUGUGCGUGCGUAGGGAAGGUGUUUUAACGUUUCGGGUGUAAGCACCACAGGCUUGGAUACAUGUGCACGUGUAGUGCUUUUGAAUUCUGUUCAAUGCUUCGGGCACAAACUCCACAGGUCUGGAUUGCAAGGGGUACGUGUAGUGUUUUUGUACUUCUUUUUUAUGUUUUGGGUGCAUGCUUCACAGGUCUGGAUUGUACGGGGAACAUGUAGUACUUUUUACUUGUGUUCAAUGUUUUGGGUGCAUGAUCCACAGGUGUAGAUUGCAUGGGGCACCUGUAGUAUUUUUACUUGUGUUCAAUGUUUUGGGCACAAACUCCUCAGGUCUAACUUGUGUGUAAGCCUGAAGUGCUUUUGACUUGUAUUCAUGGUUUUGUGUGCAAGCUCCGGAGGUCAGGAUUGCAUGCGCACGUGUAGCGCUUUUGAAUUCUGUCCAAUGCUUUGGGUGCAAACUCCACAGGCCUGGAUGCAAGUGCACGUGUAGUACUUUUGAAUUGUAUUUAUUGUUUUGGAUGCAAGCUCCACAUGUCUGGAUUGCAUGGACACGUGUAGUGCUUCCAACUUGUGUUUAAUGUUCUGGUCGCAAGCUCUAGAGGGUCCUAGAUAGCAUGGAAACUUGCAUUGCUGUUGAUGUCUGUUGCGGCACUUGCAGCGUUUUUCUAGGGAUCAGCUGAUGAAGGUCCCUGACACAGUAAUGACAGGACUGCAAAGAAUGUUUGCAAGAAAGAACAAGUAGUGUCAUUCAAAGUAAUAGUGCCCACUAUGUUGCAUCUUUGAGGUGGCGCACAGCGGCUGGGGGUGAUUAACUUUGGUCUCAACUUAUCUGAGUGAGAAAGCUCAUGUACCCUUGCCAUAUCUAGCGGAUGCCAACAGGCAAAGCUCUUGCUAGCAAGUGUGAAUUUUUUUAGAUUUUUCACUGUACUAUUGGGUUCGAAUAAAAUUCGAACACCGAAGCCCGUGGCCGUCAACCGAUGCUGCACCUGUGUGUAUAUAGCCACAACACUUAGUAAAAUAAGUGGUUUUUGGCUUGUUGCUACGAAAGGUGGACAUAUUCAACCGGUGGCCAGGAAUGAGGAACCGCUGAUUGCUACUUGUGUUUCUUAAAAAAAAAUCUAUGUCGAAUUAUUGGCGAUUUUCAUCACAUGUUUUUGAACCCACUUUAACGGCUUCGUCUUUAGACCGCCAGGCGCUGUUAAUAUUAUAUUCGCUUGAAAUGGUUGGUGAGCGAACCUGUCUCUACAAUCUAUUAUUCUAGCCGAUAGGUGCCGUCAAUUUUGCUUGUGUCACCAGUACUAUACCAGCCUCUUUCACAUAAGAAAAUACAUCCCGCUGUAUUCACGCAUGCAAGUCCGUUCUUACGGCGCCGCCAUCUUGCUCACCGAGGUGCGCUUGGGCGUGACCCUAAUCCGAUUACGACGCCUUAGCAAGGCUUCGUAAUUAGAUUAUGAUGCGUCCAAACGCACCCCAGCCAAGCAAAAUGGCAGCACUCUGAGUCCGAACUUGCAAACGUGUAUAAUAAAGGGGGAUGCUACAACCUUGUGGACAUAUUUUAGGGCCCAGAGUUGCCUUAUGAAAGUACCCAUCAUGCACUGUGAGAACAAAAAUAAAAUGUCUCCAUUUUGUAAACGAGAAGUUUAUAACCAUUCCAUUAUUGUAACAAUCACCAUCUUAUGACAUAAAUAUUUACAUUGGUCUGCAAAAAGAAAUGCACUUCUUGUGAUUGAAAUAUCAUGUACAUUAGAAGGAAAAAAACCCAUGAAGGCUACGUCUUGGUGCACAAAA
Molecule: messenger RNA, 3121 nt
Organism: Ixodes scapularis (black-legged tick)
Lineage: Eukaryota; Metazoa; Arthropoda; Arachnida; Ixodida; Ixodidae
Product: putative nuclease HARBI1
Exons: 3
Coding region: 80-796 (238 amino acids)
Source: RefSeq, a predicted model, not a curated record